CGGAGGCGCACACUCCCCGCGGAGCUUCUGACGCAGCCGCCGUCUCCGCCGCGGCUCUCUAGCCCCGCGGCUCGAGCCUCGACCCCUCCGCGCCGCGUCGCGGUCCUCUCCUCCCUCCGCCACUCCCCUUCCAUUUCCCGCCCUUCGCUGCCACCCGGUCCGCGGAGAGAGCCUGGCUGCGAGGCAGGUGGCUUGAGAAGGGGGUUAGGAAAAUGGAGGUGCCGCGCCUGGAUCAUGCUCUCAACAGCCCCACCAGCCCCUGUGAGGAGGUGAUCAAAAACCUCAGCCUGGAGGCCAUUCAGCUGUGCGACCGGGACGGGAACAAAUCACAAGACAGUGGCAUAGCUGAGAUGGAAGAACUUCCAGUACCACAUAACAUCAAAAUAAGCAACAUUACAUGUGACUCAUUCAAGAUUUCAUGGGAAAUGGAUUCCAAAUCAAAGGACCGUAUUACACACUAUUUCAUUGACCUCAACAAGAAAGAGAACAAGAAUUCCAAUAAAUUUAAACACAAGGAUGUUCCAACAAAAUUAGUGGCAAAAGCUGUUCCCUUGCCAAUGACUGUCCGUGGACAUUGGUUUCUGAGCCCAAGAACGGAGUAUACGGUAGCAGUGCAGACUGCCUCAAAACAAGUUGAUGGUGAUUAUGUUGUGUCUGAAUGGAGUGAAAUUAUAGAAUUCUGCACAGCAGACUAUUCAAAAGUUCAUCUAACACAACUUUUGGAGAAGGCUGAAGUGAUUGCAGGACGGAUGCUAAAAUUUUCUGUGUUUUAUCGUAACCAGCACAAAGAAUACUUUGACUAUAUUCGAGAACAUCAUGGGGAUGCUAUGCAGCCCUCUGUCAAGGAUAACAGUGGCAGCCAUGGCUCUCCUAUCAGUGGAAAAUUAGAAGGCAUCUUCUUCAGCUGCAGCACUGAAUUCAAUACUGGGAAGCCACCCCAGGAUUCUCCUUACGGAAGAUACAGGUUUGAGAUUGCAGCAGAAAAACUUUUUAACCCCAAUACUAACUUAUACUUUGGGGACUUCUACUGUAUGUACACUGCUUAUCAUUAUGUGAUUCUUGUUAUUGCCCCUGUGGGAUCACCAGGAGAUGAAUUUUGUAAGCAGCGUCUUCCUCAACUAAAUUCCAAGGAUAAUAAGUUUUUGACCUGCACAGAAGAAGAUGGGGUGCUGGUUUACCACCAUGCCCAGGAUGUCAUUUUAGAAGUCAUUUACACUGACCCUGUGGAUCUUUCUCUGGGCACCGUGGCAGAAAUCACUGGUCAUCAGCUCAUGAGUUUGUCUACUGCAAAUGCAAAAAAAGAUCCCAGCUGCAAAACCUGUAAUAUCAGUGUUGGACGUUAAUGCCCACUUUUCUUACUCUUAUUCAGUCCCUUUCUUUCCCUUAGAAGCAUUGAUCCUCUGUUGUCCAUUUUCAUUACCAGAUGUUUUCCACUGAAGCAUGCAUUUGCCGCUAUCACCAAAAGCAAACUUCCACUUUUCAAAUUUCAUUCAGAGCCGUUUUAGUGUUUCCUAUUCCCUACCCUUCCCAUGACUUUCUCUGAUGAAAUAUCCUGUUCUCCUUCUGACACUUUAUUAUCUAGAUGCUGCAAUGUUUUUAUUUUUCCUUUAUGCCAAACUUAACAAAACAGUUAUAUAGACCGCUUUAGCAAAAUACAAAAAUAAUGGCUUAUAAAUGGUGUUUAAAUAUGCAUUCAUUUUUAUCUACUGAAAAAAUAUUGGGAUAACUCCAAACCGCAUGAAAAGGUGUAAUUGCAGCAUGAGUUAAAUAUUGAAGUCUAGAAUUGUCAGCACUUCCAACUUGUUGUUUGACAGUGUUAUUUAUGUUAUUUAUAUUUGCUAACAGGAAACAAUUACUGUUUCAACAUAAUAAAUAUAAUAGAAAAAUAUUUUAUUUGUAUUGUAUAAAAUAUUUACAAUCAUAUAGAAUAUAUAGUUACAUUUUAAUAGCAAUU
Molecule: messenger RNA, 1954 nt
Organism: Myotis myotis
Lineage: Eukaryota; Metazoa; Chordata; Mammalia; Chiroptera; Vespertilionidae
Gene: PHYHIPL
Product: phytanoyl-CoA 2-hydroxylase interacting protein like
Exons: 5
Coding region: 213-1343 (376 amino acids)
Cellular component (GO): cytoplasm
Molecular function (GO): protein binding
Source: RefSeq, a predicted model, not a curated record